This is a messenger RNA of Drosophila willistoni, 751 nucleotides long. RefSeq lists its product as uncharacterized. The coding region runs from base 289 to 666 and encodes 125 amino acids. The record is from RefSeq and is a predicted model, not a curated record. Lineage: Eukaryota; Metazoa; Arthropoda; Insecta; Diptera; Drosophilidae. The transcript is spliced from 2 exons.
ACAAACUGAAAGCAUUCUUGAAUCUUCAUCCGCUUGCGUCACCUGGCAGAGCACUGGCAAUGCCAGAGGCAAAGAUUUUGCAAUGCAAAUGCUACCAAAUGCGCUGCCCUUGAUGCCCUGGCCAAAAAAGGAUUGCCUCCCAGAAUGGCUUGUGUUUUUUGUUUUUUUUUUUCAACUAAGGCAAAUGAGCAUUUGAUAAUCAAAUGCAUGGGCUAUAAAAGUUGAACGACUGUGCCAACAAUUGUACAGUGACCAAUUGCCAGUGAGAAGACCUAAACCAAAACGACAAUGAAGACUCUUGCAAUUCUCAUGCUCCUGGUAAUGGCUGCUCUGUCCAUGGCCAGCUAUGUACCUGCCACUCUACCAGUUGCUGCUGCUGCUGCUGUUCCAGCUGCCACUACAGUUCCAGCUCCGGCUAUAGUCCCAUUGCCUGUUAGCCAUCAGUUUGUCACACGAAACUUUAAUCGUUUCUAUGUGCCAACAACAACUGCCACAACUUGGCCAACUGUGGCUACCUAUCAGCCAGGAAUAUAUUACAAAUAUGGUGGAAAUGGUGCAACAUAUCCAACUUAUACAUAUACUUAUCCCUAUACAUAUCCAUAUGGUUAUGUUAAUGGUUAUUAUCCAUAUUCCAACUAUGGUUAUAGCUACAAAAGUGUUUGGUAGUCCCUGAAGAAGCAACUAUAAUUGUAUGUAUUAAUAUUCUUAUAAUGUGAUAUUAUUGGACCCAUAUAUACAUAUACAAAUUUAA